This is a messenger RNA of Anolis sagrei ordinatus, 6374 nucleotides long. RefSeq names its product collagen type IV alpha 2 chain (gene COL4A2). Gene Ontology annotation, biological process: glomerular basement membrane development. NCBI's taxonomy places the organism in Eukaryota, Metazoa, Chordata, Lepidosauria, Squamata, Anolidae. The record is from RefSeq and is a predicted model, not a curated record. Gene Ontology annotation, molecular function: extracellular matrix structural constituent conferring tensile strength. Gene Ontology annotation, cellular component: collagen trimer.
UCCCCGCCCCCAAAGCCCCGGAGUCGAGCUCUCCUCGAAGACCUGAGCAGGAGCCCAGCCGGCAGGCAGGAGAAAGCGGGAAGGAAGGAAGGAAGGAAAGCAAGGCUGGCGUGAAGGUUUCCCCAGACGCCGCCAGAGCAAAGAAGCAAGCCAGAAGUCGGUUACUACUAUGAGGGGCGCCUCCCUCUUCCUCCCCACAGGACGGACAAGACCCAUUGCGAUCCUCCUCGGACUGGCUGUCUUUCUAAGUGGCAAAGCGGACGCUGGAGGAAAAUCUUAUACAGGACCAUGUGCAGGAAGAGACUGCAGUGGGGGAUGUGAAUGCUUGCCCGAAAAAGGAUCCCGCGGCCAGCCAGGAUUGCUUGGACAGCUGGGACAUCCGGGGCCACCUGGUGUGGAAGGUAUCCCAGGUCUCCCAGGUCACAAAGGAGACAAAGGUGAAAGAGGCCAUCCAGGAAUAACCGGACCCAAAGGAGAAGUGGGACAAAGAGGGGUCACUGGAUUUUCUGGUGCAGAUGGUGUUCCUGGCCAUCCGGGUCAAGCAGGAUCAAGAGGGAAACCAGGCCAUGAUGGCUGCAAUGGGACCACAGGGGAUCCGGGUCAGCAGGGAAGCCAGGGACCUGGAGGCUUGCCAGGUUUCUUUGGAAUCCAAGGACCCAAAGGUCAAAAGGGAGAGCCUUUUGUACUGACUCCAGAAUUAGCUAGACAAUUCCAGGGAGACCCUGGUGACCGAGGCAUGAUGGGCUUCCCAGGCUCCCAGGGUCACCGUGGUUCUGUAGGUCCAUUUGGUCCAGUUGGAAGCCCAGGUCCACCUGGGCCCCCAGGACCACCAGGUCCUCCAGGAACUCAAGGCAACAAAGGUGUUGGUUUUUAUGGAGAUACAGGGGACAAGGGAGAUCCUGGGCCCCCUGGUCCUCCUGGGCCACCAUCAACGCGAGAGCUGGUGACAUCCACAGAUGUAAUCUCAAAUGAAUACAAGGGUGUGAAAGGAAUAAAAGGCAUAAGAGGGCAGCCUGGAAUCCCGGGUUCCCAUGCAUAUACAGCAGAAAAGGGAGAAGAAGGAAUAACAGGAUUUCCAGGAUCAAGGGGUUUGCCAGGAAUCAAUGGUCUAAAAGGAUCUGAUGGAGAUGUGGGUCUCCCUGGACUUGAUGGUAACCCUGGUAUUCCUGGUCAAAAAGGAAUGAAGGGAGAAACUGGGGACAGAGGGAUUCAAGGAUCGCCAAGUUAUGCACAUCAUCCCAGGCUCAUAAAAGGUGCCAGAGGCGACUGGGGCGCUAGAGGAGUCCCUGGGCCUCAAGGAGACAGGGGUGAACAAGGGAGCCCAGGCAUACCCGGCCUGCCAGGAUCAUCUGAUGAUAUCUCUGUGGGAAGAGGUUUGCCUGGUGAAAUGGGCCCCAAAGGUUUUAUUGGUAAUCCAGGUUUUCCAGCCACUCGCCCUGGUCCUCCAGGUUUAGAUGGUGAUCCCGGAUCCCCUGGAUUGCCUGGUCUCCCUGGCCCUCCAGGAAGUUCAGAAUAUUACUUUGGGGAGAAGGGAUUGCCAGGGGCUCCUGGGCCUGCAGGCAGCCAAGGAUACCCAGGGCCACGAGGACAAAAGGGUGGAAGAGGUGAGAAAGGAGAUUGCAUCUGCCCUGGAGGUAUAGAAGGAAGGUGGGUCCCUGCUGGCCCACCAGGCCCAACAGGCUAUCCGGGUCCAAUGGGACUGCAAGGAAGAAAAGGAGAACAGGGAGAUCAAGGCCCACACGGGGUUCCCGGUUUCCUUGGUGAAAGAGGAUCUCCCGGUGCGCCUGGACCCUCUGGACGACACGGACCUAAAGGAGAUGCCCAAUACAUUACAACAAAAGGUGCCAAAGGAGAACAAGGAAGUGAAGGAAUUCCUGGACCGAGAGGAAGAGAUGGUUUACCAGGCAAAGAUGGGAAAGAUGGCUUACCAGGAUAUCCUGGCCUCCGAGGCGAUGGGACCAGAGGUGAACUCGGUGAUGCAGGUGAUCCAGGCCUACCUGGCCAAAAGGGUUUCCCAGGUGAAGAUGGCUUGCCUGGUAUUGGCUUGGUGGGUCCAAAGGGAUACCGUGGCCCUCCAGGUGAUCCUGGGAUAUAUGGCAAUCCUGGAUUUCCAGGCCCUUCAGGUCCUCCUGGUGCUCCUGCUGAAAUAGACUGUGGACAACAGCAACAAGUUAUCAUCGUAGAUGCCAGACACAAUCGAACUGAACCAAUUCAAUCAGGGACUGGCUGUGUUCAACCUCCAAAAGGAAUUCCAGGACGUCCAGGUCUUCCAGGAGCCAGAGGUGCAAAAGGUGUAAAAGGAAUUCCGGGUGAAUUUGGCCUGCCGGGAUCAAAAGGAUUUCUUGGCCUUCAAGGGGAUCAAGGUCCAGAAGGUUCAUCUGGCCCGCCAGGAUUUACUGGGCCCCGAGGAAACAGAGGUGCGCCUGGCUUGCCAGGGGAGCAGGGCUUUCCAGGCAGUGUCGGCCUCCAAGGCUUCCCCGGGCCUGCUGGGGCCAAAGGGAUUACUGGUGAUAGACUAGGAGCAUCAGCAGGCCCUCCAGGGGAUGCCGGACCACCUGGAUUCCCAGGACUGAAAGGCCAGCAAGGAGACCAUGGACAACCCGGGUUGAGAGGGGGUGAUGGUUUUCCUGGGCCCCGUGGAGCCAAAGGAUAUCGUGGACCUUCAGGGCCAGUUGGCACAACUGGUGCGCCAGGACCACCAGGAUCGUUUGGGUUCCCUGGAAUGCCAGGCCAGCAAGGACUCAUGGGAAGAAUGGGACCACCAGGAUUUGUAGGCUCACCAGGUGACAGAGGGGAUCCAGGAGAUCCAGGACAAGAUGGUCCCAUAGGCAUGAAAGGUCUCCCGGGCAACAAAGGCGAAACAGGUUUCUUUGGUGCUAAAGGCAGGAUUGGUGACCCAGGUCUUCCUGGGUUAGAUGGGAUGCCUGGUCCCCCUGGCCUCAAAGGUGCUAAGGGCUCACCUGGAAUUGGUGGUUUCAAGGGUGCUAUGGGCUUCAAAGGGUGGCCAGGACGGAAAGGAGUCCAUGGAGAGCGUGGUGACACUGGAUCACUGGGUGUCCCCGGUCUGCCGGGCGAACCAGGAUGGAAAGGUGACCGUGGAAAUCGUGGUCCACCUGGAGCACCCAUUAAAUUUAUGCCUGGCAUGCUGUUAGAAGUGAAAGGGGAAAAAGGAGAUGAAGGUGCAAGUGGUGUCCCAGGGGCCCCUGGAUUCAAAGGCAGUAAAGGCCUGCUGGGUUUCCCUGGCCAGCCUGGAACGCCGGGUUUCCCUGGAAUUCCGGGUUUUGAAAAAGGCCGGAAAGGAGACUUUGGGCUUAAAGGAGUGCCUGGUGUCCCGGGAUUUCCUGGCAUCCCAGGAAUUCGUGGCAUUCCCGGCUUCCCUGGAAUCACAGGACGAAGGGGAGAAAAGGGUUUUCCAGGGAUUGGCGGUUUACCUGGUGAAAGUGGCCAGCCUGGGGAAAUCGGCAGUACAGGAGAUACUAUAAAUCUGCCAGGAAGACCAGGUUUUAAAGGGGAAGCUGGCAUACCUGGACCUAGUGGACUGAAAGGAGCCAUUGGAGGAAAAGGUGAUGUUGGUGAUCCAGGAUUUUCUGGCAGCGAAGGUCUGAAGGGCAUUCAAGGCUCCCCGGGUUCAAGAGGACAAGGAGGAUUCCCGGGGCAGCCGGGGUUGAAAGGCUUGCCUGGACAGCCAGGUAUUCCUGGAUCAUCAGGUGAAAAGGGAAACCCUGGGCAAAUUGGGUUUCCAGGAGUAAAAGGUCCGCCUGGCCCCCGAGGACUCAGUGGAUUAGAUGGUUUAUCGGGAACAAAGGGCUUGCCAGGAUCACCAGGUCCUGAUGGAUAUGGCCUCCCAGGUUUCCCAGGUAUUUGGGGUGACAAAGGUACAGUCGGAGAACCAAGUGCUAUUGAAGGCAGUAUAGGACCUCCAGGUCAGAAAGGAGAAAUAGGCGAUCCAGGGAUUCGAGGCCCAGCUGGUAUUUCUGGGCCUGAUGGAAGUCCAGGCUUUCCUGGCUUUUCCAAUAUAUCAGGAAUACCUGGCGACAUCGGAUCACCAGGCUUGGAUGGAGUACCAGGCUAUGCAGGAGCUCCAGGGCUUCCUGGGCUAGAUUCUUUACCUGGAGCUAAAGGAGAAGCGGGAAAAAUGGGUGUCAUUGGAGAAGAUGGUCAAAAGGGACUUAGAGGAGACCCAGGCCUAGCUGGGAGACCUGGAAUACCAGGUUUCCCUGGAGCAAGAGGGCAUAAAGGUGAACAAGGAGUCAUGGGCUUUGUUGGCGUACUGGGAUUUCCUGGUGAAACUGGCCCCACUGGACCCAAAGGAGACAGGGGGGCUAUUGGGUUUCAAGGUCCUCCUGGUUCUCCCGGAUUGCCCCCAACCCCCCCUAAACUGGUGGCUGAGCAGGGGACACCAGGUGCCCAUGGAAACAGGGGGCCUUCAGGUCCUUUUGGUGAAAUGGGCCCUCAGGGUCCACCUGGAGAUCCAGGCUUUAGAGGCGUAUCAGGUAAACCGGGACCCCAAGGAAGAAAUGGAAUAUCAGCAUUUCCUGGAUUUAGAGGUGAUCAAGGGCAAAUAGGACUGCAAGGCCCAGGGGGCUUUGAAGGUGGUCCAGGUGAACCAGGUACCACUGGCCCGCCAGGUAUGCCAGGACGCAGUAUUAACAUUGGAUAUCUUCUGGUAAAGCAUAGCCAAUCGGACCAAGAACCCAUGUGCCCUGUGGGCAUGAACAAACUGUGGAGUGGCUACAGCUUGCUAUAUUUUGAAGGACAAGAAACCGCACAUAACCAAGAUCUAGGCCUGGCUGGGUCAUGUUUAGCUCGAUUCAGUACAAUGCCUUUUCUCUACUGCAAUCCUGGUGAUGUCUGUUACUAUGCAAGUCGCAAUGACAAAUCCUACUGGCUCUCGACAACAGCCCCUCUUCCCAUGAUGCCUGUGCAAGAAGAAGAUAUCAGACCUUACAUCAGCCGCUGCACCGUUUGUGAAGCACCAGCUGUCGCUAUAGCUAUUCACAGCCAGGAUACAACUAUCCCGCACUGCCCUGAAGGAUGGCGGAGUUUAUGGAUUGGUUACUCCUUCAUUAUGCACACUGCAAGUGGUGCUGAAGGUGGGGGGCAGUCCCUCGUUUCUCCAGGGAGCUGCCUAGAAGACUUCAGAGCCACCCCAUUCAUUGAAUGCAAUGGCGCUCAAGGGACCUGCCACUACUUUGCAAAUAAAUACAGUUUUUGGCUGACGACCAUCGACCGUCAGUUUCAGCCGUCACCCUCGCCAGAUACACUCAAGGCUGGACUCAUCCGAAGACACAUAAGCAGAUGCCAAGUCUGUAUGAAGUAUUUGUAAAAUAGGGCACUCCCAUGUUCAAAUGGCAAGGGACAAACAUUGGUGCUUAUUUAACUUAUUACCUCAAAGUCUGAACAAGAAGUUGGUUUUCUGGAAUAACAAAGCAUUGCAAAUGCCAACAGCAAAUUAUAUUUUCUACUAUCACUCACAUUAUUAAUUAACUAGCUUUUGUACUGAUGCAAAUAGUAGACUUCUCUUGAAACAAUAGAAUUGAAUAAAACUUCUGCCUGUUAUGACCGACUUACGUCAACCAAAUGCUGUAAUUUAAUUCUUCUGUGUACUUACCACUGAAAAAAAUAACCCUAAGCCAUUAUUCAUAAUCACUGAAUAGUAACCACUAAAAUGAAAGUGCAAACCAUACAGGGAAUGGCUCAGAAAGCUAAAGAUAAUUAUUAUAUACUGUAUUAAAACAGCAGAAAAGCUACAAUCCAAUUUCUCAAUGACCAUAUUUUCUCGUUGAAACAUUUUGGCUGGAGUUUAGGACAAGAGAGAAGCAUGUCAGAAGGGCUAUUAGUUUAACUAGGUUUUGAAACAUGUUUCCAGUUACAGUUUGUGCUACAACUUCAUUUAAGAUUCAUUAUUGUUGUUUUUCUAAAUAGUAUGUUACCUCAUAUGCUGUGUACCUUCACUAGCCUACAGAACAUUAAUAAACUUUGCCUCCCCGCCCCAUACUCUUUACUGAAAAUGCUGGUGAAGAUCUAUCAAUCAAACCUGGCUUGGCUUUCAUGUAAGCAUACAUAAGGCUGCAGAAUAAUUCAGGCUCCAUUCCCAGUCUUUUUCCCAAUGUUCAGAAGCGGAACAAAAAGAUAUACAUUUAGAAUUACAACAUAAUGAGAAUACAAAAAUCCCCUCGACUAGACUUCAGUUUCAGUUGCAAUUUGGCAACAAAUGCUUCUGUCUCUUACUUUGAGGCCCCCGAAAUUACACAAUUGGGCUUCGAAAAAGGGGCACUCAGCUACACUUUAAUCUGAGGUCUGUGUUCAUUUACACUUGUGAUCCACAAGUUUGAUUUUGUACCAUUAAUAAAAUACUUUGUUUUAAACUGUUA